UCAAUGACAUCUUGGGAUUGGGACAUACUGUUUUCCGGACACUGCUGCCCAGUCCCAAAAUGGAACAUAAGGAGGUGGUCCUUCUACUUCUUUUAUUCCUGAAAUCAGGUCUUGGAGACCCCCUGGAGGACUAUGUGAAUACCCAGGGCGCUUCCCUGUUUAGUUUGACCCGGAAGCAGCUGGGAGCAGGAAGUGUAGACGAAUGUGCAAGAAAGUGUGAAGAGGAAACCAGCUUCAUUUGCAGGGCAUUCCAGUAUCACAGUAAAGAGCAGCAGUGUGUGAUCAUGGCUGAAAACAGCAAGUCUUCCCCAGUCCUCAGGAUGAGAGACGUCGUUUUAUUUGAGAAGAGAAUAUAUCUUUCGGAGUGCAAGACCGGAAAUGGAAGGAACUACCGGGGGACCAUGUCCAAAACGAGAAGGGGUGUUACCUGUCAGAAAUGGAGCAACAGCUCUCCGCACAUACCCAACUAUUCACCUGAAAAGUUACCUCAAGCAGGCCUGGAGGAGAACUACUGCAGAAACCCAGACAACGAUGACAAGGGGCCCUGGUGCUACACCACAGACCCCAACACUAGAUUCGACUACUGCGACAUCCCCGAGUGCGAAGAUGAAUGUAUGCAUUGCAGUGGAGAAAAUUAUGAGGGUAAAAUUUCCAAGACCAUGUCUGGACUUGCUUGCCAGUUCUGGAACUCUCAGAGCCCACAUGCUCAUGGAUACAUCCCUGCCAAAUUUCCAAACAAGAAUUUGAAGAUGAAUUACUGUCGUAACCCUGAUGGAGAGCCCCGUCCAUGGUGUUUCACCACGAAUCCCAACAAACGCUGGGAAUACUGCAACAUCCCAAGAUGUACAACACCCCCACCACCUUCUGGGCCAACAUACCAGUGUCUGAAGGGAAGAGGUGAGAACUAUCGAGGGGUGGUGGCCGUCACUGUAUCUGGGCAUACCUGUCAACGCUGGAGUGAGCAGUCCCCCCAUAAGCACAACAGGACCCCAGAAGACUUCCCCUGCAAAAAUCUGGAUGAAAACUACUGCCGUAACCCUGAUGGAGAAACGAGUCCGUGGUGCUACACAACCAACAAGGAAGUGAGGUGGGAACACUGCAAGAUACCACCCUGCGGGUCCUCCCCGGUAUCCACAGAGCACCUGGAUGCCCCGGUACCACCUGAACAAACCCCUGUGGUCCAGGACUGCUACAACGGAGAUGGGCAGAGCUACCGGGGCACAUCGUCCACCACUCUCACAGGGAGGAAGUGUCAGUCCUGGUCAUCUAUGAUACCGCACCGGCAUCAGAAGACCCCAGAAAACUUCCCAAAUGCGGGCUUGACCAUGAACUACUGCCGGAAUCCAGAUGCUGACAAAAGCCCUUGGUGUUACACCACUGAUCCGAGCGUCAGAUGGGAGUACUGUAACCUGAGGAAAUGCUCCAACACGGAAGUGCUUGUCACACACUCUCCGGCUGUUGGCCAAGUUCCAAAUGCAGAGGCUCCUUCUGAAGCAGACUGCAUGCUCGGGAAUGGGAAAGGAUACCGGGGCAAGAAGGCAACCACGGUGGCCGGCGUCCCCUGCCAGGAGUGGGCUGCCCAGGAGCCCCACAGACACCGCAUCUUCACUCCAGAGACAAACCCACGGGCAGGCCUGGAAAAAAAUUACUGCCGUAAUCCUGAUGGAGACGUCAAUGGCCCCUGGUGCUACACGACAAAUCCACUGAAACUUUUUGACUACUGUGAUGUCCCUCAGUGUGUGUCCUCUUCAUUUGACUGUGGAAAGCCCAAGGUGGAGCCGAAGAAAUGUUCUGGAAGGGUCGUAGGCGGGUGUGUGUCCAACCCACAUUCCUGGCCCUGGCAAGUCAGCCUUCGAACAAGAUUUCUAAAGCACUUCUGUGGAGGGACUUUAAUAUCCCCAGAGUGGGUGUUGACUGCUACCCACUGCUUGGAGAGGUCCUCAAGGCCGACAUCAUACAAGGUCAUCCUGGGCGCACACCAAGAAGUCAACCUUGAAGCGGACGUUCAGGAACUGGAAGUGUCCAAGCUGUUCCGAGGGCCCCAGGGAGCGGACAUCGCCUUGCUGAAGCUGAGCAGCCCUGCCAUUAUCACUGACAAGGUAAUCCCAGCUUGUCUGCCUUCCCCAAAUUACGUGGUUGCUGACCAGACGGUGUGUUACAUCACUGGCUGGGGAGAAACCCAAGGCACUUCCAAGGCUGGCCCGCUCAAGGAAGCCCAGGUCCCUGUGAUUGAGAACAAAGUGUGUAAUCGGUAUGAGUAUCUGGACGGGAGAGUCAGAUCCAGUGAGCUCUGUGCAGGGCACCUGGCUGGAGGCACCGACAGUUGCCAGGGUGACAGUGGAGGGCCUCUGGUUUGCUUCGAGAAGGACAAAUACAUUUUACAAGGAGUCACUUCUUGGGGUCUUGGCUGUGCACGCCCCAAUAAGCCUGGUGUGUAUGUUCGUGUUUCAAGGUUUGUUCCUUGGAUUGAAGAAAUAAUGAGAAAUAAUUAAUUGGAUGGGAGACAGAGUGAAGAAUCCACACCUCUAGAAGCUGGAACAUGGGUUGGGAAUUUAGCAUGCUCAGAAAUAAUUGACAGUAAUCAAACUAAGACACUGUACUUAACUACCAUCUUCUGCCAAGCCUCAACGUUGUUUUGUAUAGUUGUGGAUAACUUUUUCCUGUCCAUGGACUGCUGGAUUCCAUAAUAAUAAGGCAAUACAGCUAUGACAUUUA
Camelus dromedarius (Arabian camel) is the source of this 2715-nucleotide messenger RNA. Its product is annotated as plasminogen. The transcript has 19 exons. Lineage: Eukaryota; Metazoa; Chordata; Mammalia; Artiodactyla; Camelidae. The record is from RefSeq and is a predicted model, not a curated record. Gene Ontology annotation, molecular function: signaling receptor binding; serine-type endopeptidase activity. The coding region runs from base 60 to 2492 and encodes 810 amino acids. Gene Ontology annotation, biological process: proteolysis.